Messenger RNA from Trypanosoma theileri, 2640 nucleotides. RefSeq lists its product as uncharacterized. Bases 1 to 2640 code for a protein of 879 amino acids. The transcript has a single exon. The record is from RefSeq and is a predicted model, not a curated record. NCBI's taxonomy places the organism in Eukaryota, Euglenozoa, Kinetoplastea, Trypanosomatida, Trypanosomatidae.
AUGCUACGGCGGUGUCCGUUGACUCUCUGUAUUGUGCAGUAUGCUGCUCUCUCUACGGCUGCUAGUAAACUCAAUACAAUGUUGGAUAUUAAAACAAAUGGACGACCUGUUUCGAGUGAUGUACUCAAACAGUUUAUACGUGCAGAUGUGAUGCCGCUUUUAAAAGGGAAAGUAUUAGAUAGACGACAUGAUAGUUCAGAAGUACGCCGAUUUAUGGGACAACUUCUUCGCGAUGCGGCUUUUGCGGCUGUGGUACUACACGCCAAAUCUAGUGGUGUAUAUGUGAAUACUCUUGUGGAUUGUAUUAAACAUGAUCAUGAACGUAUACAAUUUGUACAGAAAAUGACUUCUAGUCAAGCCAGUCGUGUAAUAGAUUAUCUUUCUCGUGUUGGUGUACGAGAUGCUGGUGUGUAUGCCCCUCUUGCCGCACGAUUAGAUUUCAAUCAAUUAAAAGAAAUCUCACGAGCUAUGUUUGCAUUAGCAGAAGAAGGAAUGUAUCAAGAAGUUGUUUCUUUCAUUCUUCCAUUAUAUUGUGGAGAAACAUGGGAGCCUGUCUUUGGUGGUGGUGAGGGAUAUACGGGUUUGUAUAAUAAAAACAGUAAUGUCUUUGAUGCGGUGCGUCUCUUGCGAGUUCUUUCUAAAGUUGUACGUGGAGUAGUAGAGCAACAACGACUAAAUCAAAAAGUGGGGAAUAUUCAACCACUUCCAGUAGAAAGUAUUCAACGACUACGUACAAAUUUAACGGUAUUUAUUCUUGAAAAUAAGGAUUUACUUCGUGGUGGUCAUUGGAUUAACUUUACACGUGCUAUGGUAUAUUUUCCUCAGGAAUAUAAAAACAUGAAAUAUUUGGAUCAACACUUAACAAUAGUGAAAUUAGUAGAAACAUUACAAUUGCCUCAUCGUAGUGCCUUACAAGGUUUAUCCGAAACUAUUGAAACAGAUGAUAUGGCUGCAUUAGGAAUGCAUCAAAUAUUUACAAAUGCAGAAAAGAGGGAAAAAGAACGUCAUGCUCAAGUUUCUUCUACAGAAGAGAAAAAGAAAAGUUUUUUAUUUGAUGUUCCAUCUAUUGAUUUAACCAAAUUACUUUCUAUUAUAAAUGAUGUACCUUUUCCAAAGGCUAUUCAACAAAGACGUCUGGAACUUGUUAUUCGGGCUAUUGUAGAAGAAGUGGAUUCUCUUAACUUUACGGAUUGUGUGCGUUUUCUUCAGGCCCUUCGCCAAAUUGAAGGUUCUGCUAUAUUUGCCCCUUCUCUUAAUGCUGUAGUUGCGGCCAUAGAUAAACAAUUAUCUAAUGGAAUGAAGAAACCAAGUCAUUUUAUUCCAUAUAAACGUUUAGUGCAAUUCGCUACUCUUAUUAGUGCAUUUCGUGUAAAGAGUUGUGCGGGAUUUUCUCUUUAUCUCUCACAGUUUCUUCCCACUGUACAUUCCAUCACUGUAGAAGAUGCGACGGCACUUAUGAAUGCGCUUGCCUCUGUUGGUGAGAUGGAUGGGAUUGAACACUGUGCAAAGGUAGGAGAAGAGAUUCUUGAGAAGGUUGGAUGUGAAGAUGAAACUAUAGAGGGAAAUCAGGCACUUCUUCUUUUAUAUCCUGUGGCUUGUGCAAAGUUACUACGAGCUUCUGUGCUUUUAAAUGCGAUACCAUCAAGGAAUGCGAUUACAAAUAUUUUUGGUACAAGUGAUGAAGUAUUAAAAGUGUCACCCGCAUUUCGAGCUGCAGGGGCUUCUGUUAUAUUUGAUGUUGCCCGUUCACUCUAUCACUUUUGUCGAAGUCAAUCUAUGGAUAAUAUUAAUAAUAAUGAUAAUAAUAAUAAUAAUAAUAAUAAUAAUUCAUGGGAAACAUUACUGUGGAAAAAAGGAAUGAUUAAUGCACUGUUACCACUCUUAACACAACUAACAAGUGAACUUGCUGAAGAAAUGGAAUCAACAAAUAAUGGUUUUAAACAAACGAAUACUUAUGUUCCUUUAGCAUGGCGUAGUAGUAUAGAAGCUAUUUUUCACUGGAUAGAUGUGAAUUUAGAUAUUGUUUCCUUGAUUACAAUGUAUCAACGUAUUGAAGAUGUUUAUCCAUUUUGUCGAAAGAUUAUCACUAUGGGAGUGGGAAUUGCAGAAAUGCAACGUCGAAGUAUGGAAGAAAACUCCAUUUCAACAAGAAAAGGAAAAAGAACAGCAGAACCUCCUGUUUUUUCCUCCAAUAGUAUUAUUCACAUCACCUUCUUUCUACUUAUUCUUGAACAAAUAAUUUACCAUGGUACUUGGCAAGCAGAGAUUGCUGGUUCAACAGAAGUAGGGAAAGAAAUAAAGUUAAAGAUGCAGGCUUUAAAAGAAGACUACAACUCAUUACUUUCAACACCUAUCUCUACUCAUACACACAUGAAUAAGGAUGUGUCACCUCUCACAUUCAUGGAAAAAGUAUUUCCAGCAGAGAAUGGAGACUGUACACAUCCUCCACUCUUUAAUCGAAACAGUAUUCUUGAAAUUACAACGAAUCUCCCGUUUGCAAUUUCACUGGUAGUGAGUCAAGGACCAAUUAAUGCGUUAUUUUGUGAGCGGGCCGUAGUCUCAAUGAUUGGUGUUGACAAUUGGGAUAAAAACACAGAAAGUAACAGUGAAAUUGAUAAGGGUGGAUCGCGUUUGGAUUAA